This is a messenger RNA of Papaver somniferum (opium poppy), 1180 nucleotides long. RefSeq lists its product as uncharacterized. The record is from RefSeq and is a predicted model, not a curated record. The transcript has a single exon. Gene Ontology annotation, biological process: regulation of DNA-templated transcription. Lineage: Eukaryota; Viridiplantae; Streptophyta; Magnoliopsida; Ranunculales; Papaveraceae. Bases 305 to 1003 code for a protein of 232 amino acids.
UAAUUCAUAUGGGUUGGUUGCAUUAAUAUUAUGUUAAAGGCCUAUGUGAAAAACUAUAAGCUAAUGAGAACUUAUAUUAAUGUUUGCAUUGUGUAGCCUAGUACCUAUCCAUGUGCUUCAAUUGAUAAGACUUGCGGUAAAGAAACUUAAAGUUUCCCCUUCAAGCUUGGCAGAGCAAUAAGCAAGAAGACAUCUAUAUAAUCUUCUUCUUGUUCCUUCCUCUUCAUUUUCCAUUGUGUCACUUCUUUGCUCUUUCAAUCAUUUGUUAGCAUUACUAGAUAUCUAGUUCUUCAUUUGUGUUUCAAUGGAGGAAGGGGCUGUAAGCAAGCGUAAACGCGUUUAUACGUUCGAACCAACUAGUACAAUGGUGCUACUACAUGGUGCCACUUUCUCACAGAGAUAUUUGAAUACUCUGUUGUCAUUUUUAGUAAAACUUGAUUCUGAAACAAGGUCAUCUACUGACAAACAAGAUCGCGAAAUAGAGAAAAUCGUAUGGUUUCAGGUAGACAUGGCACUAGUAUUAUCAACUAAAUGUAUGUUCGGCUGGAGUCGUGCGUUAAAAAGAAAACUUGAUCAGAGUGAUACAGGCUCGAAUGAGUGUAUUCUAUCAUCAGUACAUGCACCAAAAUCACUUCUGUUUGCGUAUGGGCGCAACAGCAGUAUUCAUAGUUGUAAGUUUUUUGAUAGCGAUUACAACAACAGUAGAGAACUGAAAUGCAUUUCCAAAUUAUUAUUUCCUAUAGCAAGAAGCUUGAACCCUUCUCUACCUCCUCGAUCCGUAGGCGAUUUUUCGCAUGAUAAAUACUCGAAAAGAUCGAAUAAGAAAAGAAAGAUAGGAGGUGAAGAUAAGUUUGAGUCCCGUUUAAGAAAACUAAGAAGUAUUUUACCCGGAGGGAAUGAAAUGGGAGAUUACGACGAAUUGUUUUCUGAAGUAGAAAGCUACAUAGUGUGUCUUGAACUGCAGGUGCGUGCUUUACGAGCUCUUGUUCAUCCCCAAUGUUGAACAAUAUGGAUAAUAAUCAGUGUCGAGUUAACUAAAACUAUGUACUUCAUUAGUUAAUUUAUCCUAGUUCAGAUUAUGUUUCUAUUUUCACUUUUUUUUUCCUGUCAUUUUGAAUCAAUGUAACAGCUCCAAGUUUAAUUUUGAGUUAACAGUAUAAAGUAGGGCCUGCAAUACUAC